Cooperia oncophora is the source of this 1440-nucleotide messenger RNA. The record is from the annotation of a GenBank genome assembly. NCBI's taxonomy places the organism in Eukaryota, Metazoa, Nematoda, Chromadorea, Rhabditida, Trichostrongylidae.
AUGGAUGACGAGGCCGACGUCAUACCGGUGCGCGGUGACGAUGACAUUCAGGACUAUCCUUCUCGUCGAUCAAGACAUGAUCAUGACAUUGAAUGGUGGAGAAAGUUUGGCUACGGAGUCGGCCAUUUCUACAAUGACCUAUGCGCGAGUAUGUGGUUCACAUAUCUUAUGAUCUACCUGGAGAAAGUUCUGAGAUUUCGCAGCUCUCAUGCUGGGUUGUUAAUGCUUAUCGGCCAGGUCACCGAUGCGGUCUCAACUCCUCUUGUUGGGAUCGCCAGCGAUUCCAGUAUGUUACCAAGAUGGGUUGAUAAAAUUGGUCGCCGCAUCUCCUGGCAUAUGAUUGGUACAUUUUGUGUGACGUUGUCUUUUCCGUUCAUAUUUAACCGCUGUUUUGUGUGCUCUGAUACUGGCAAUGAGUGGUACAAAGUACUGUGGUUCGUACCAUUCAUUAUGCUGUUUCAAUUCGGCUGGGCCUCAGUCCAGAUCUCACAUCUAGCAUUAAUUCCUGAGUUGUCUUCAAUCGAUAGUAGUCGAACUACAAUGAACUCCUUAAGGUAUUCUUUCACUGUAAUUGCAAACCUGUCGGUAUUUGUGGUCUUGGCAUGGUUCCUGUCUCAAAGUACUGACCAUUCGGAGAUUGGUCCAUAUGAUUUCACUCAUUUUCAGACUGCUGGCUUUAUUGUUGUUGGAGCUGGUUUGUUAGUGACCAUGUUAUUCUAUGCAAUAGUUCGUGAACCGAAGACUGGUAGAAGGUUGAGUCGUUUGAACUCGUUUUCUUCCGAUGCGAGUGAGCUAAUAAGGAUGCACUGGACGAGUUGGUUUGGUUACAUACAAUUUUAUCAGAUUGCAUUGCUGUAUAUGCUGUCCCGUUUGUGUAUAAAUGUGUCGCAAGUGUACUUCCCCUUCUAUAUUACCUUGACUCAGAACUACAGUAAGAAGUACGUUGCAAUAUUUCCAAUGGUCUCCUAUCUCUGUUCAUUUCUUGUUUCAACCCUGAAUGGACUACCGUUUUUGAACACGUUGAUCAACAGGAAGUUCCUAUUCCUUCUGGGAGUGCUAUGCGGCUUAGGAACAUGUGUCACGCAAUCAAUUCUACUGGUAACUUCACUCUCUAUUACUGCUGAUUUAAUCAACAGAAACACAGAAAGUGGUGCGUUCGUGUACGGUGCGAUGAGUUUUGUCGAUAAACUUGCCAAUGGUGUUGCCUACCAGAUCAUUGAACUAUGGAAUCCAUCGUGCGAUCCGACUCAGCCACAUCAUGCGUGCCAAGUCUUCUAUCGGACGAUUAUGGUGUAUGUCCCUGGUGGAUGUCUACUUUUAGCACUCAUAACACUUUUGUCACUUAUACCAUCACAAAUUGGCCGAAGAGGCAGAAGAGCGGAGGAUCCGGACCAGGUCGCCAUUAUGGACGACGAUGGGCUUGUCACGGAAGAUCAGUGA